AUUACAGUAAAAAUAAAAUAUCCAUAAUAUCUCCAUAGCAGCAGAUUUCAUCUACUUUAAAAUUCCUUCCACGUCUACCCAUGGGUUUGGCAAUCAUGUCAUGUCGUAACGUACAUGGCUACACUGCCAACGGGGCACCUUCGCUCCGAUCGAUGGCUCUCUGUCAACAAUGUACUUUCUUCUGAAAUAUUUAUGAAAUAACCCAACAAACGUACUAAUUACUUCUAAAACGCUAGAAAUAAGCCUUGAAUACGUAUUUAUGUCGCUUCGUUUCAAAGUUGAUAGUGAAAGGUGACAAGUGAAAGUGCGGUGCAUGUCAGAGAGUGACUGGUAUUGUUGUAGCUAGCAUAUGCGUGCGGAUUCCUCGCGAAUGUUACGUAAUUAAAGGGCCAUGUCGUGGGCCAAGAAGCCGGGAGGGCCGCCCGGGGACCAGGCGGCCUUCAACCCUCAGCAAUUCAAUAACCAACAAAACAUGUAUCCGGGCUACGCAGGGGCGCCACCACAACAGUGGCCUCAACAACCACAACAACAACAAAUACCACAACAACAACAGCAACAAUACAAACAAUACCCCUUCCAACCGGAGUACCCUAACGCCAACCAAAUGUAUCAGCAACCUUACAACCAGAAUUACCCAGGCUACCAACCCCAACCUGGCUACCAAUACUACCCAAACCAACCGAACCAGCCUCCACAGGGCCACACAGAUGCCUGGGAAGACAACUGGGACUGGGGCUGGGACGAAUCAGCCAAACAGGCCCAACUCGCUGCCCAAAACCAACCCCAAGCAUUCAACAACGCAAAUGUCAUAGAAGAAAGUUUCGCUUCAACCGAUACUUGGAACUGGUCUAUGGAAGACAAGAAAGAAGAGAAACCUAAUGAGACUCAAGAACUCAAACCUGAACCACCCAAAGAGGAUGUCAAGCUAAGCGAUAAGGAGGCGGUUAAGGAAAGGCUGCCAAACUUAGCGCUUGGGAAAAGGUUGAAUUCUGACUUAACACCUCAGUGGUCCAUCGAAUCCCAAAUGUCUCAGGAAUCCAGCGAUCCACUCCACUCUGAAAGCACCUAUCGGAGCGAAAAUCAAUCUAGGAAUUCUACGAAAAGUAGCCCGGGGCAUAACGAUACAACUAACUUCAAUUUCCACGGGGAAGAGCUAAUGCCCCCCAUCGAUUGGCCUACGCCGACUGUUGAAGAGAUCGAGCGAAGGGACCGGAAACCUGACGAGCUCGCUUCUUCGCUGCAAGAAAUGAGCAUCGCUAACGAUGAGGCACAGGAGCGACAUGAGGCGCCUUCGCCGUCAAGGUCCCCUGCCAGUAUACUUCCUCCUCCCGUCUCAAACUUACCACUACCCCCUACUAACUUCCCGGCGUCAAGCCAGAACCCGUUUAAAAACACUGGCUCGUUCUCCCAUAAAAGCACUCCUAGUAAAUCCACCACGCCUAAUCAACCUUUCCCAGGGAUGACGGCCUUGAAUUCGCCGGCAGCAGUCAACAAAGUCCAGCAUAGAACUCCAGUAGGCUUUGGAGCGAACCUAGAAACGACUCCGGACAAUUCUGAACGCCCAGACCAGCCUCAGGUGGCUUUCAGACCACUGCAAGUUAAUCCACAAGUACCAGAUAAUUUGGAAGUCGCGCCACAGAACGAUAGGAACGAGUAUUUGCAGACGGCACAUCUGUCUACGGGUGAUUAUGAGAAUACUGAUUUCAGUAGGGGCUUGCCGCCUCCACCGGGAUUAAGGAGGAUGGUCGUAGGCCAACAGGAGUCUAAUGCGGACGAGCCCCCGCCAGGUUUAGCUCGCAUGGUGCCGGGACAGCAGACUGAAGCAGACAACUCCUACAACCAACCGGACAACUACAUGGAUAGACACAUAGAUGGUCAGCCGACGGACGAGAAUCCCCGCCCGUACCGCCAAGCCGACGGUCAACAGACCCCCGACUACUCCCAACCUCAAAGAACACGACCCAUAGGCAGGAUGGUGCCCGGCGAACCGAGCAACGACGAAUACCCUCAAUACCAAGCUGGUUACAACGAGCACAGGGUCGUAACAGGUGUGGACCAUGAUUACCCGAACGCCGGACCUUCUGAUAUACGAGAGCAGAACGUGGACGGUUCAGACUAUUCGGAACCACCUAGGAACCCUUUCAACGUCCGCGGAAGUUCUAAUGACGUAUCCUCCGAUUAUAAUGGACCUCCAGAAGAGCAACAACGGGAAGUCAUGAUGGAAGGAGAGAAUCUUCAGGAUCUAAGCGCCGUCGCGGCUUCUGAUUUAACUUAUACCAGAGAACACUUCGAUGGCGCUGAUACCAACGCAACAGAUCCAGGAACGGACAGAAAGACGGACUUAUCCGAGAACGACCAUCCGGUAUCAAGCUCGCGACGUCAAUCUAUCAACAGGACGUCGGGAGAGGAUUCAGAGCGAGAUAGAAUCAAAUCGAGCCCAAGGAGGGACAGAAAACAUAAGUCCUCGAGAGACAAGGAUAGGGAUGAUGGGAGAUACUCCAGGGACAGGAAGUAUGAUAGAGAUGGGAGGCCCGGGAGGAGAGAGCGAGAUGACAAGGAUAGGAGGGAUAGGAGAGAUGGGAGAGAAAAAGAGGCGAGUCCUGAGGGUAGGAAAUAUCGCCGCGGCACGAGGAGUCGUCGGUAUGAGACUGAGGAUACGGAUUACUAUAGCGACAGGGAAAGAGAACGCAGACGUUACCGCGAAGGCUCGUACUCGUCCAAGCCUCCCCGCCCGGACGACUACCGUCGUUACGACGACCGCCAUCGCUACAAUACGAUCGAGCGCGACCGUCGCUACGACGACGACGAGCGACGUCGCUACGGACGCUACAGGGACAUUGACCCCAAUCGCAAAUAUGGAAGCUUGAGGAGAGACGAGGAUAGAAGAGUCGUGACGUUUUCGGGUGACGUCAAAGACCCCGAUAUAAAAGGCGACCCGUACUCGUCUCCCUCUCGCGCGGAGUCCCGCGACGCGGGUCCCACCGACGACGAGUUGAACGAUACGCUCGCGUCGACAGAUUCCCGCCGUCGGUCUGACAGGGACCGGGAGCGCGACAGACAUAGGCGUCGGCACCGUACUGAUGCGUACUACGAUGGCUACGGCAGCGUAUACUCAGACCCGUACGCGCUCCAACGCCAACAAUACCAGUACUACGAGCACUUACGCCUCACCAACCCCACCCGCUACAUGGAGAUAUACAAGCAAAUCAUGGCCGGGCAGCCGCCGCCGCCCCCACCACCCGAGUAUCUGGCCGCGGCCAACAAAAUCACCGCCAUGCAAGGUUACUAUAUAGAAACCCCACCCCCUUACAUGCAGAUAUACAAGCAAAUCAUGGCCGGGCAACCGCCGCCACCCCCGCCACCUGAAUAUCUGGCCGCGGCCAGAAAAAUUACCGCCAUGCAAGGCUACGGCGCUCUCGGCUACGACAACAGAGGCGCAGAGGGCGGCAGCGUACAUUCCGGCCGCUCGAGCGCCAACGGGCUGAAGGGAACUGACACGUACUAUGGGAGAUAUGACGCUUCGCUUCGAGACGCGCCUUCGCUUCGCACCGACCUUUCGGACAAGGAGUUGAACACCGACGCUUCCUUGAACCUGCAUUUGGAAGAUUCCACGGUACGCUCCGAAAGGAUGACGCCGUUCAAAUUCUCUACGGCUCAUGUUAAGGGCAACAUCUCAUCCCGCCACAUAGUGGUCGUCCGUCCGUCCUACCCCGUGGACGGUCUGCCCGCGACCGUCCAGAUCGUCUCUCUGUCCGCUUCGCUAGCCUCAGACCCCAGCGUGAGGGAACUGGUCCAAUACCCCGGGCCACUUGUCAAAGGAGUCACCCAUAAGAAGAGCGUGAUAGAAUACUGCGCGAGCCGCGUCCGAAACGCCGGAGGCCGCGGCGACGUCAUCGGUUACGUGUUGCUCUGGCAGCUGUUAGCUUUGUUACUCAAGCAAAAUGGGGUGGUGGUCGGUAUCGACAUCGCCGAGCUUUUGAUGAAGAACAAACGUGACUAUGAAUUCAAUUCUAACGCGAAAAAUAAGGAACAAGCCGAUAGUCGAGGAUCGAGUGUGUCAGAGGAAGACACCAAUGGAGCACCCGCGACAGAGCAAACCCCACCCGAAGAGCCCAAUUUCGCGCGGCAGAGCGGCAUCGACGAAAAGGCCGCUUUGGACCAACUGAGAGAAUAUCUGACUUAUGGAAACAGGCAGGAGGCUAUCGAAUGGGCGAUGUCCCACAACCUGUGGGGCCACGCGUUCCAGCUGUGCGCGCACGCGGACCGGCGCACGCGCGCCGCCGUCGCCGCGCGCUUCGUGGCCGGCGUACCGCGCAACGACCCGCUCCACACGCUUUACCACACGCUGGCGGGUCGCCAACCUCCCGAGUCUGAGUGGGGUGACUGGCGUGCACACGCCGCCAUCAUACUGUCUAACACUUCGGCAAAACCGGAGAACGAAACAAGGACGCUUACGCAACUUGGUGACUCCCUCACCUCCCGCGGCCUCCUCUACUCCGCCCAAUUCUGUUACAUCUCCGCCCGCGUCCCCUUCUCCCGCCACCCCCUCGCCCCAUUCGCCCCGCCCCCCUCCGAGCCGACCUCGCCGCCUCGCCUCGCGCUGCUCCUCGCCGACUCGAGGGCCGACUCGCUGAACCAGCUCGCUACUAACGAGGCGAUAUUCGCUACCGAGAUAUACGAGUACGCGCUCUCGCUGAGUCAGGACUAUUGUAUCGGUGAAUUGCAGGCGUAUAAAUUCCUUCUGGCGUGUCGUUUGGUGGACGCCGGAGAGUACGAACGCGCAUUGGCGUAUACGGAGGCGCUGGCACGGGCUGUGACGCGAUCGCCGCGGGACUAUCCGCAGCAGCUGGUAGCACAGCUGUACCAGUUGGCGGACAGGCUCAAAUAUCACGAUCCGGCACUGAACGAAGACCCACCCCUACUAGAGGAGGGUGAACAGAGUGAACCCUCCCCACGCCAUCAGCAAUGGCUCGAUGACGUCGCCGGGGUGGCACAAGUGUUAGAGGCGGAAGCGGAAGCGUCGAAACAAGUGACGCCCGUGCACCAACCCCCGCCGGUGGAAAUGUACGCACCCACACAGUACUCGUGGGAGCAGACGCCACAGGCGCCACCUGCACCAGAACUGUACAAUACGCAACCGGUUCAAUCGGCGUACCCGGAGCCCUAUCAACCCGAGCCCUAUCAACCCGAGGAACCAUACUACCCGCGUCAGCAGUCCACGGAGUACGCGGAUCCGGAGUAUUGGCCGCAAGACCAGUAUCAAUACGAGCCUCCGCGCGUAAGUACCCGCCGCGCCCCCACCGCCCGCGUCCCGCCCCGCACACUACACACCCUCCCCUCGUUCGACGAGUCGUUAGAAAUGAUCGAAUACCAUCGCUCGCCCGGCCUACGCAAACGCAUACACCCUAAGAACAAAACCGUCAAUGUAGGUUUCGAAAGAACGUCGCCCGGUAGGAUGCGCACUAUAUCGCGGGGGAGCAGCGAGUCAAGCGAUAGCAAAAUGAAACCGCUAUCCGACUUGGAUAUUCAGAUAGCUCAUAGCCCGCAACUAGGCGUCUCGGCCAACGAGCCGACUAAAUCGCAAAUGUUUGAAGCGAAUAGACGCGGACGCUACGGCAAAGUCAUAAGCAACACUGUAGACACUUGGGCGAGACAGACAAUCCACGUCCGUGACGGCACUUAUAAACCUCUCAUAUUCGGCGGGACUUAUCCUAUAGAAGUACCCGCUUCACCGCCCGAGGAAAAAGAAAAAAUAUUUAAAAAAACAGUACCCGUCGCUGAAGUGAAAGCUACUAUAGACCAAACGACACACAGGCGAGAGUUAAAGAAGACUAUCGAACGCAGCUUAGACAGAUUCGAAGCGAUACUCGCCAAAAGAGAUCCCACCAAUAAAAGACAGGCGUUUUCGAAACGCGUUGUCAACACUUUCGAUAUAGACGAGCCGGUGAAUGUUGGUGAGACGAGAGAUGUCCUGAAAGACAAGGAUGCGAGAUACUACGUUUCGGGGCCGAAGACGUUUAAUAUUGACGAACCUGUGGCGUUUAUUAAUCUUCCGGGAGGGAUUAAAUUCAUUCACCUCGCACUCUACACAAACAAAACACGUACUCUAUCGACGGUCAGACGUUUGCGUUGCGUAUUCUGUGCGUGUGUGGCACAGGCGCCGGCGGACGCGGGCGCGGCAGCGGGGCAGGGAGCGGACGAGGCUGACGAGCCGAGGCCUCAGAUCACGAUGCCCGGGGCGACCGCGAGCCGGCCGGCGUUGUACGCGGACUAUGAGGAUGAUAGACCACCUAGUGCUGAUACGGACCGCGACACGGACACUCCAAAGCCAGCCAAGAAGUCGGACACCAAGAAACAGGAGCCACAGAAGAAAUCUGGCUGGCUUGGCGGCAUCUUCACUAAACUCACGCUGCGGCCGCCCAACCAGAUGAUACUGCCUGACGACAAGAAUCCCUCUAUCGUGUGGGACGCCGUGAACAAGCGCUGGCAGAACCUGGACGCCGACGGCGAAGAAACGGCGUCGGUGCCGCCGCCGCCGCCCAAAACCGCCGACAUUCCUGCUAUGCAUACGUCGUCACCACUACAAGCGCCGCCCGCGGCUGGUCUGCCGCCCGCCGCGCCCGUUUCCAAUAUUUUCAAAAUGCAGAAGGGCAGACACAUAAAGAAGUCAUACGUGGAUGUGUUCAACCCGAGCGGCGCGCCGACGCGACCCCUCCCGCCGGCGUCCGAGGUGCUCGGCCCCGGGCCCGCGCUCGGCGCUCCGCCGCAGUACAUGCUUCCACAACAGACCUUUGACCCGUCUCAAUCGCAGCCCGAGGACACCUACAAUAGUGGCUAUUGAAGCCCUCCGAUCUCCACUAGGCCACAUCUCGCCGCACACGUCUCAUAGCCGACCAACGACGAACAUCGACGGAUUUUCACGUCAUGACUGGUUUUCACGUCAUGACGGGUUUUCACGUCUUGAUGGACAUACAUAUCCUAUAGAUGACCAAUGAACGCCGAUGGGUGUUCACGUCAAGACGGAUAUACACGUCUCAUAGCCGAUCAAUGAAGAUCGACGCGUUUUCACGUCUUGACGGAUAUACAAGUCUCAUAGCCGACCAAAGAACGCUGACGGGUUUUCACGUCAUGACGGAUAUACACGUCCCAUAGCCGACCAAUGAACACCGACGGAUUUAUACGUCAACACGGAUAUACACGUUUCAGAGCCGACCAACGAACACCAGUGAUGGAUUUAAACGUCAUUGACGGAUAUACACGUCUCAUAGCCGACUAUUAUGAUGAUUGAUGAUGAAAGCCAUACAAGCAUGAGAGAGACUUUACUAAAUAUUACGGCAAUAUAUAUACCAAGGAUUUUUCUUGAUACA
Cydia splendana is the source of this 7367-nucleotide messenger RNA. RefSeq lists its product as uncharacterized. Gene Ontology annotation, biological process: COPII vesicle coat assembly; autophagy; Golgi organization. The transcript has 29 exons. Gene Ontology annotation, cellular component: endoplasmic reticulum exit site; ER to Golgi transport vesicle membrane. Bases 392 to 6841 code for a protein of 2149 amino acids. The record is from RefSeq and is a predicted model, not a curated record. Lineage: Eukaryota; Metazoa; Arthropoda; Insecta; Lepidoptera; Tortricidae.